CGGGUCGUAGGGAGGGAUUGGCUUCUCCCCUUGAACUCCACCUCCGAUCACCGACUCCUCCUUCUCUCUGCUGUCUCGCCGAGUCGGGGCGCCGGAGAUCAGCCGUGACCACGCUUCCAUUUUAGCCAUUCAGAUCGUACUUUCGACAUCCGGUGCCGCACCCGCAUCCACAUCGUUGUCCCAAGUCCUCAACCGACAGCGGCUGAGCCGUCGCGGUUCCUGGGACGAAGGGCCGGCCGGCCGGCCGGCCUCUCGGUAAUGCCGCACGUACUGACGUCGUAGCACCGCUCAUUCUGUGUAUAAAUAGAGGCCGCAUUUUGUUCUCUCUAAGCAUCAGCCCCAAACAAACGGACUUAGCUCUUAGAAGCACUACUCAUCAGUCGUCAUGGCGAUCAACGGCCAGAGCACCGACCAGGCGGCGCUCCUCGACGCGGAGCUCGAGCUGUGGACGACCACCUUCUCCUACAUCAAGUCCAUGGCGCUCAAGUCGGCGCUGGACCUCAAGCUCGCGGACGCCAUCCACAGCCACGGCGGCGCCGCCACGCUCCCCCAGAUAAUCACCAAGGUCGACAUCCACCCCUCCAAGAUCCCCUGCCUCCGCCGCCUCAUGCGCACGCUCACGGCCUCCGGCGUCUUCACCCUCCAACAACACAACGCCAAAACCCCCGCAAACGAGCCAACAUACACUCUCACGCCGUCCACCCAGCUCCUCGUAAGCUCACGGCCCCGGAACCUGGCCUCGAUCAUGGCGAUGCUCCUGAACCCGGCCCUGGUCAUCCCGUUCCUCGAGAUCGGCUCCUGGUUCCGGCACCCGAUGCCGGACCCGUGCAUCUUCAGCCACACGCACGGCGAGGCCCUGUGGGACAUGGCGGGGCGCGACCCGUGGUUCGAUGCGCUCAUCAACGACGGCAUGGUCUCCGACAGCCGCUUCAUCAUGGACGUCGCCGUGAAAGAGUGCGGCCAGGUGUUCGAGGGGGUGGGUUCGCUUGUGGACGUCGGGGGAGGGCUCGGCGCGGCGUCGCAGGUUAUCUCCAAGGCGUUCCCGCGGCUCGAGUGCAGCGUGAUGGACCUUGCGCACGUCGUCGCCAGGGCUCCGAGUGGUUCCGGCGUGAAGUACGUCGCCGGUGACAUGUUUGAGAGCGUUCCACCGGCAGACGCUGUCUUCCUCAAGUGGGUCCUGCAUGACUGGGGCGACGAUGAGUGUGUCAAGAUACUAAAGAACUGCAAGAAAGCUAUUCCUUCGAGAGAGAAUGGUGGUAAGGUCAUAAUCUUUGACAUAGUGGUUGGAGUAGGGCAGUCAGCCGUGAAGCACCAAGAGAUGCAUGCCUUGUUCGACCUCUAUAUCAUGCUUGUCAAUGGCAUCGAGCGAGAUGAACAAGAGUGGGAAAAGAUCUUUCUGGAAGCUGGGUUUAGCGGCUACAAGAUCAUGCCGGUUCUAGGGUUCCGGUCAAUCAUAGAGGUCUACCCAUAAAUAGUUGAAGAAUGUGCACCUCAGCCCAAUAAGAAAUUGGUUUGUGCGUUGUAGGAUUAUGCCCGAUCUGUUCAUGUUCAUGUACGUAGCGAUUUCUCAGAUUAUUUUCCCUUUGUUGCAUGUACUCCCGACCGUGCAAAAUGUAUAUCUAUUUAUGUCCGAAGCCUUGAUCCAAAAGUUGUGUGGUUGUUUC
This is a messenger RNA of Brachypodium distachyon (stiff brome), 1664 nucleotides long. Its product is annotated as O-methyltransferase ZRP4. The transcript is spliced from 2 exons. Gene Ontology annotation, biological process: methylation. Gene Ontology annotation, molecular function: O-methyltransferase activity; S-adenosylmethionine-dependent methyltransferase activity; protein dimerization activity. NCBI's taxonomy places the organism in Eukaryota, Viridiplantae, Streptophyta, Magnoliopsida, Poales, Poaceae. The record is from RefSeq and is a predicted model, not a curated record. The coding region runs from base 386 to 1471 and encodes 361 amino acids.